This is a messenger RNA of Toxoplasma gondii ME49, 4475 nucleotides long. Its product is annotated as prenylcysteine oxidase. Gene Ontology annotation, biological process: prenylcysteine catabolic process; prenylated protein catabolic process. The record is from RefSeq and is a predicted model, not a curated record. Gene Ontology annotation, molecular function: prenylcysteine oxidase activity. The coding region runs from base 2179 to 4014 and encodes 611 amino acids. Lineage: Eukaryota; Apicomplexa; Conoidasida; Eucoccidiorida; Sarcocystidae. The transcript has a single exon.
CCCAGUGUCAUCAGUGUACAGAAUUGUGUCAUUUACGUGAGGUUGAGUUGGUAUAUAAUGCAGCGUAAAAAUGGUCGCUCAUCGCGUGAACGAGAAUCUCGCAAAUAGUACAGAUCACACGUAUUCACACCCUGGCAACACAUGACGCGCGAUGAGGCAUACAACAGCAAAAAUAACGUUGACCAUAUACACUUUCGCCCGUAUAGCAGUCUUCAGGUUUCCCCACAAACGACCGUCGAUUAAUUGAGAUGAUGUGCCUCAAAAAGAACAGAUCCUCAAGAGAUGACGGCAAGCGAUCCAUCAAGGACAAAAAAGGCACCAUCUUUUUUUCCCGAGGACCACUUAAGAACGCGAUAAAAUCUAAAAGCACCAGUGUUCUAGCUCGACCAAGAAAUUGCUCGUGACCCGAAAGCCAACAAGGCUCCUGUCGGUUCCCAGAGAACGUGAGAAUACUUUUCAGACAACGUGAGAACUCUACGUUUUGCUUUUUGGCCCGCUCGAAACAGGCUGCGCUGUCCAUAUAUUGGCCGUUAAUGAGUAGAUGUUGACAGAAUCGUUAAAUUGACACGGCCGCACACUCUUUCAUCAGGUACAUGGAAAGAAACGACACCACAAGCAAGCAGAUAUUCACUCCAUGAGAAAUAUAGCGACGGCCAGCUGGCUGGAAAAACGACUGCCGUGGCACACUUAAGACGAAGAUGUUCUGUCUCAUUCGGUUGCCUCUCGCAGAGAUACUGCUUCUUUUUCGCUGUUGCCAACAUUUCUAGCAAUCUGCUGAUCUGUAGGAGAAUGCGCUGAUCGGUUUUCGUGAAAACGGCGUUGAGAUAUCUGGAUGGUUCAUGAUACUCACAAACUUGUAGAUUUGCUUUUUACGCUUUUUGGCCUCGGUGUCCCCUCAUCUACAUUUUCAACACUGGCGUUGUUGGUAACCAGAAUCAGCUGCGAAAGUUUUUGAAGACCGGGCAGCAAAGAAUCCUACCACUGGUGACACAGUACUUGCAUUUCCAUUGCAACAUGUGUAACUGAGCGUAGUACGUCCCAAAAGCGACUGGGGGGAAAAUUCUUUAGUCCGCCAGCUGGCUUAACGAGCCUUGCAACUGCACACUCUUCCUUCAGGUUCUCUAGUGCCUUCUGCUUUAGACAAUGUCUGCACCCCCAAAGGUUCGUCUACAAAGACGUCAACUUUGGUGGGCCUGCGGUGAGACACGUGCUCUACUACAGCAGACUCUUGGCCAGCUCAGGUCAAUCAGGCAGCAAACCGGUACCUUUUCUUUCUUUCUCCCACAGGAAAGAUGGUGAUGUUUUGAUUCCCACUUCAGCGAUGCGCACGCUGUCAACGGAUCGUUAAGAAUUCUAGCAACAGUAGACGAUGACACACAUGCUGAUACUAAUGACCUCUGGCACCCAGCACUUCGCUGCAUUCCUGUUGUCACCUGUUAAGUGCGAUGGAAUUAUCGCUGGUCGCCGCAAAUUAGCGCACGCCUUCAUAAGGAUGGCACCGUACUGGCUUCGCUUCUCUCGUGUCAAUCUUGCUCAGCUUAUCCAAAAGGAACGAAAAAAAGCGUUUCAAACAAAUUCCAUUAAGCGCUGAGCCCUUCAAAUGACAUUCAGUUUACUUGAUGAACGGUCCGUGCAACGGCAAGUGUGUCGGUGGAAAAAAUAUACAGCUAAAGGCGACUCUCUAUAUACCUUCGCACCCGCCACAAAACUUUGUUCCAUUUCAAAAGGCGUAGAAGAACAUCAUUUCUAUGGCGACCUCGUCGGGGGAGCCAGCACGACAAUAUGCAUGUUCUUGUCGCUUUACGAUGUUGCGGGCGGACUCUCUGUCAUCGGGUCCAAGAGGAGUCGGAAGACAUCAGUCGCUCGCCAGGGAACGCACGUCUCGUGAGCCUGCUACCGUGCUUUCCUGUACUCCGUAAAACCACCACUUGCUGAGGGUUCGUGAAUCCUAGUUUUGGCGUUGUGCUGAAGUGGAAUCCCCUUUUGGUUCGCUGUUUCGGCGGCGUUGAUUGGCUGACUCUCCGUUACGGGAAUUCAUAUCCGCGUCUCAGGAGGCCGCAGUGUGCUCAGCGCUCCGGUGACCAGUAGAGUCUACGCUGAAGGUCUGUGCACACGUUCUCUUGCGGACACCAGUCUUCAACGAUUUUGCGUGUUGCCAUUCUGCUCAGAAUCGUCACCAUGCUCUGGUUUCGGCUAACGACUCUGCUUUCGUUUAUGUACGUUUCCCCCUACCCUUCGUCCGCAAAUCUAGCACAAGGCACACCACUCCAAGCUUUCAAUUCCGCUUCGUUCCCUCGAUGCCUUUUCGAGCUCAAUGACUGCGGGGCGUCGCCUGCCCCUGCAAAGGUGGCAAUUAUUGGGGGAGGCAUUUCUGGUGCAGCGACUGCGGCGUUUCUGCGAAUGUUGGAAAGCGACCUGGAGAACCUCGAUCAUCUGAGAGACGCAGAGAACAGAUUCGGCGGAUCAGACGAGAAGACAGCUGGUCGACGCUUGGUCAUCGACCUUUUCGAGGCUAAGGACAGGUUAGGGGGAAGACUGGACUAUGCAGAACUGGAGGGCGCCUUCGUGGAACUCGGGGGUGCAGACAUUCACGAGACAAACGCAUGGAUGGUGCAGUUUCAUGAACUCGUCAACGCGCAUCUGUUUGCAAAGGGCACGAGAGACGAAGUAGAGCAACCCGCUUCUUCGAACCAGGGACCUCAGUUUUUGAAGCAUAUCAAUCCUCCAGAUGCACCCAUUCGUCUUAUUGACGGAGACAAUGUAGUAACAGUCAAUUUGGCUUCCGCUUUUAACAUAAACAGCGAAGUUUCCCGUUUUGCGGCACACAUCUUGCAGGGCCUGGCCGAUUCGUGGCAGCAUCUAUACCCGCUUUUGGGACUGCAGACGUGUAUUGAUUUCUCGGGGAAAAGCCAUCCGGUACGCGAGCAGUCUUCAGGCGUCUCAGGCGUGCGAUGGCCAACAAAAAGGCGCAGGUUUGUUCCCGCCUUCCACACGGCGGUAGACAUGAUGCGUGCGGUGCAUUUGUCGACACUGCUGAAACAGAAGCUGGAAGAUCUCAUCAGACCGCUUUACCCCGCCCCCUUAGUUCACAACAUGGUUGACGCCGUAGUCCGCGCUGUAUACACACAGGGAACCUCUGUGCACGCUCUGGCAGGGGCGGUCGGGCUAGCAGGAGGGAUUGGAAAUCUCUACAAACAGAAACGUCCCGGUCGCGAUGUGGUCAGCUUUCUCAUGGAAACGUUCGUCGACCACACGUUUCUUAAUUGCCGCGUUACAAGCAUCGAAGAACGGGAAAGCCGGCGUGAGUGGCAGUCUCAGUCGGGGAAAACAUUCAGGUUAAAGGCUCCGGACUCCCUUUGUCCCGUCGACGCAAGAGACUACCUAAAAAGACAGGCGUACGACUUCGUUGUCAUUGCCACGCCCCUCGAGCUGUCAGGGCUGUCCAUCUUUAGCAGAAACGAAGUCGGUGAAUUGAAGAAAGUUCGCUUUCCUGUUCCGCGAAAGUUCCAGGAGGUCUUUGUAACGUUUGUGGCUGCGGAGGGCAUACGACGCACCAGUGCGUUGAACCCAACAGGCGGACCGACGUUUACUACGUCACGAGAGAGCCACCACGAGUUGAAGGAAAACGAUUUGUUGCUGUAUGCUUCUUGGUGCGGACGCAGCCUCGCAGAGGAGGAGAAAGUCAGGAAACCACCCCUCAUCUGCAAACUGACCACAGGACGGGAACUGGCGGACGAAGACCUUUCUCAGCUGUUCCGCGGCUUGCGCAGAAGCGUCCGCCGCAGGUGGUUCGCAUACCCGUUUUUGCGGCCAAUGAAUCUUUCAGCCGAGGAGUCCAGAGAAGAUGACAAAGCGGGGAAUCAGAGGCACUCUGAAGUCAACCCCACGACGUUCCAGUUGGUGGAAAACGUGUUUUAUCCCAAUGGAUUUGAGGGAGUUUUCUCCUGCAUGGAGGGGCAAGCCAUGGCCUCACGGAAUGUCGCACACCUUCUGGUGAAUGCCCUUGCGGUGUAGAUACACCGCAGCUGGGUCGCAGCCCAGCUCGCGUUUUAUUCGUUGCAUUCUGAAUUCCUUGUUUGUAACUCGUGUGAAGGAAGCAGCGAAUGAACAGCAGUUCGAAGCGUCUCUGAGGAACCGUAAACGAAAGCAGCAAACCCUGCGCUUCGUGGCACGGAUCACGUGAGGCGUGUCUUCGUGGUGGCGUAUCCCGGUCAAAGAUCCCGGGCCAGGUUUACACCGAAUUCAAGCGUGUCUACGUGUUUUGAAAAAGUUCGCCGCUGUUCCCGUGACGCAUUUCGUGGCUUUUGACUCUGUCUCAAAGCGAUGUGUCCCCUGCGUCUCACGCUGCGAACUUGGGCAAAACGUGUCGCCGACGCAUCCAAAGUUUCCUUUACGAGCCACAACCCAAUAGUAAGCACAGACACUCGCGCACCAACGAUUCCAAGUCGACAGGUGCAAGACACCACCUGAAUUAA